AUCCUUCCUACCAAUACAAUAUAUGAUCUUCGCAGUCCAGCAGAUGUACUGGUUGACUCUGUACUGAAAUUUACUCAGAAAUCAAAUCAAAUUACUAAAAUGGUGUUGCCUCACAUAUCUCGUGAAACUAUGGCUGGUGUCCGUAGCAUCUUACUACACUGUCCCAGUCUUACCACAUUGGAGCUGAAGAGAACCAGACUGGGCUAUGAUGGAGUCCUCUACAUAUGUAGUGCACUUAGAAAUAAUACGACGUUAAGAUAUCUCGUGAUUCAUGAAGAUCUUCAAUUGCCACCAUUCAGGAGGAAAAGGAACCUCGGUAAGCUCUCUUCUUUCUCAUCCAUGGAGAGAAUUCCUCUGCCUAGUAAGACAACCUGCACUGACUUCCUUCUGGAACUAAACGACAUCCUCAAGGACAACACUACUUUGGAAAAGAUGGAAAUCCAGUCUGGAUUAUUCCUCCCUCUAUCUACUGGUGGAGAGGUUGGACCUCUUCAACAGUUCAAUGUGGGGGCUGUCCGUAGUGGCAUGUCUUCUAAUCUCAGGAGAUCAUUCUCAUCUUCAGACCUGACUCAGCCACAGACCCAACUCUUCUGGGACAGACAGUAUUUUAGUUGUAAACAGAGCGAGGAAGUUAAUUUCAAUAGCUUCUUUUCCAAGAGGAAGGAGGAGGGGAAGAAGUUAUUCUCUCUUCCCUCAUUCACUGCUCCAGACACUGAAGUUCUACUGUCAUUCUCUGGUCUAGACCCUCGUCUCAAGGAAUGUCUGGAGAUAUCUCAUCUCCAUCAGUAUGUGGAAAUGAUUGCCCAACUGAAACAUUCAACUUCGGUGGGGUCUCUAAUGUCUGACUCUGUCUUCAGCGCAAAGAGAAGACAGCUGGCACCCCGAUUGUCCAUUCCUGAGACAGAGAAAUCUGUGAUCUAUGUAGGAAAGGCAUGUUCUUACACAAGUCAAACCGGUAUUAGUCUCCAUUUUCCAGCGGCCAAGUGUCCAAAACCAAUCAAAGUAUCGGUUAAGGUUGUCAGUGGUGACUAUACCCUGCCACCAGAGUAUGAGGGCAUGCCACUAGUCAGCUCGAUGUUCAAAAUCACGGCAAGUGAUACACUUCCUGCUCCUAUUAGUGUAAGACUAGAGCACUGUGCUGUUGUCAACAGAGAAGAUUCUCUGGUACAUAUGGUAGCAGGGGACACUCACCCUUACCACUUUAAACAAUUGCCUGGUGGAAAAUUUCCAAUUGGGGGAUCAUAUGGUGAAAUUAAGUUGGAACAAUUCAGCACUUUUACAACCAUAAUAUGCAGGAUUAUCGGUUUAUACAUAAAUUUGUCAGCUUUUUUGUUCUAUCACAAGGACAGCACUGCAACAUUUGUUGCAACUAAAAAUCUAAGAGAGUUGAAUGAAGCAGUCACAGAGAAAUUCUAUGAUGCUGUUGAAAAGUUAGAGCUUUCGAUGAUGUGUUACUGCUAUACAACUCGUGAAAUAACUCUCACCAUACCACCUGCUAAAGAUGGUGGAUGGAGUAUCGAACCAAAGAGUAUGCCUCCAAAAAUUGAAAGCUGAAUGUAUUCGAAAUUAUGAGAGAGGAAUGAUACCUCCAAGCAUCCAGCUAAAAAUGAAGUGGACUGGUAGAGGGCCUCCUAAAGAUGAAGAUAUUGAAAUAAAAUUAGGCGGGUGUUCAAAAGAAUCCUUUACAUUAUCCUGCAUGUCUCCGCAUAAAAGACAGUCACAGUCACUGACGCAGCAGUCACCUGCUAACUCCGAGGCAGAAAACUCAACUGAGUGGAUAAACCCUUGUGCAGGGUUUGCUCUUCGGAGAAGCAAUGAGAUUUUUGUUGGGGCCGUAGACCCAGAGAAUAUUGUACCAGUGCUCUAUAGCAACGGGCUGCUUACCAAAGAGGAAAAGCAGAAGGCAACACAACAGUCCUCUACCGCUUGCCAGAGGCUUGAGGAAAUUUUUAAAGCAAUGGAGAGGCGGGUUCAUGUCGACCCUCAAUGUUUUCAUACUCUCUUACAGGCUCUCAGUGAAGAACCAGCAACUAAAGGUGUCGCUAAAAAAAUGAAAGACUUCUAUGAUGAUGAAUGCAGAAGACAGAACAUGUGCUGAAUGUAGAUUUACAGAUUUGUAAGUGUCAAUAUUAGUGUAUUCUUAUGAAAGCUAAGAGCAACCAUCAAGUUUCAUGUUCAGAUUUCACUUUUCACGUUUCGUUUAGCGGACAAGAAUACAGUCAAUGAAGUGUAGCAUGGACUCCAGUGGUUCUCUGAAUGACGAACGUCCCAUCCAGGAGGAAAUGUAAUACUUAUAUCUACAGUAGUA
Geodia barretti is the source of this 2308-nucleotide messenger RNA. Lineage: Eukaryota; Metazoa; Porifera; Demospongiae; Tetractinellida; Geodiidae. The record is from the annotation of a GenBank genome assembly.